GGGGAGGGCGGGAGGGGGCUGGUUUUUGCAUUUCGGUCCUCUCCGCCCCCCCCUCCUGCCUGUCUCUCUUUCUCCCAAGUUCGCCGCUUUGCCGCCGCCCCUCCGGAGCGGCUUAGCUGCGGGCUGCCCCUGCCCCGCUCCUGGCGCUGCCCGCGGCGGGGCGGGCGGGGACCGCGGGGAGCCGAGGCAAGCGAGGGAGCGGCCCGCAGCCCCCCGGGAGGCUCCAGCUCCGGGGAGCAGCGGGGGAAAGCGGCGAGCACAGGCACCGGGAUCCGCCGCCCGCUUCCCGGCACUGCCGCCGUCUGCUCAGCGCUGGCGGCCCCGGGAGAUGGUGACAUAUGAAGCGUGCGGGAAGGACCAUGGUUGAGAGGACCAGCAAGUUCUUGCUGAUCGUGGCCGUCUCGGUGUGCUUCAUGCUUAUCUUGUACCAGUACGUGGGGCCGGGGCUGAGCCUGGGUUCCCCCAGCGGCCGCUCCUACUCGGAGGAGCUGGACCUCUUCCCUACGCCAGACCCGCACUACGUGAAGAAGUACUACUUCCCCGUGCGGGAGCUGGAGCGGGAGCUCGCCUUCGACAUGAAGGGCGAGGACGUGAUCGUCUUUCUGCACAUCCAGAAGACCGGCGGUACCACCUUCGGCCGCCACCUGGUGCAAAACGUGCGGCUGGAGGUGCCCUGCGACUGCCGGCCCGGGCAGAAGAAGUGCACCUGCUACCGCCCCAACCGCCGGGAGACCUGGCUCUUCUCCCGCUUCUCCACGGGCUGGAGCUGCGGGCUGCACGCCGACUGGACCGAGCUCACCAACUGCGUGCCCGGAGUACUGGACCGCCGGGAGAGCGCUGCCGCCAAGACGCCCAGAAAAUUUUACUACAUCACACUGCUGAGAGACCCUGUAUCUCGUUACCUCAGUGAAUGGCGUCAUGUCCAACGAGGUGCUACUUGGAAGACCUCCUUGCACAUGUGUGAUGGCAGGACACCAACUCCUGAAGAGCUGCCAUCAUGCUAUGAAGGCACAGACUGGUCAGGCUGCACGCUGCAGGAGUUCAUGGACUGCCCAUAUAACUUGGCCAACAACCGCCAAGUGAGGAUGUUGGCAGACUUAAGCUUAGUGGGCUGUUACAACAUGUCUUUCAUCCCAGAGAACAAGCGAGCACAGAUCCUGCUGGAGAGCGCAAAAAAGAACCUCAAAGACAUGGCCUUCUUCGGCCUGACAGAGUUCCAGAGAAAGACUCAGUAUCUCUUUGAGAGAACUUUUAAUCUGAAAUUCAUCCGGCCCUUUAUGCAGUACAACAGUACCAGGGCAGGAGGGGUGGAAGUGGACAAUGACACCAUCCGGAGGAUUGAGGAGCUCAAUGACUUGGACAUGCAGCUCUAUGACUAUGCAAAGGACCUCUUCCAACAGCGCUACCAGUACAAACGGCAGCUGGAGAGGAUGGAGCAGAGGAUAAAGAAUCGGGAAGAGCGGCUUCUUCACCGGUCCAAUGAAGCACUUCCCAAGGAAGAGACCGAAGAGCAAGGACGCUUGCCCACUGAGGACUACAUGAGCCAUAUUAUAGAGAAGUGGUAGCCUAGGCAGACUUUUAUAUUAAUGAUACUCUAGGGUUUCCAUAUAAAAGAUCAUGGAAGUAAAAUUACAAAAACAACAAAAGGUAUUUUAUUUAAAAGCAAGUCUGUAAAACAGAAGAUAGAUUGCUUCCUUAAGCGUAGGGUCUUUUUACUGUUUCUUACAAGACCGUUAAGAUUCUUAAAAAAACAUAAAAUAAAUACAUAAAAAUAAAAAAGGGUCAACAUUAUAAAGCGGAGAGAAAAAUUGCACCAGAGAAAAAUGCAGUUACCCCCUUUUAAGGCCAAAUGCAAAAGAAGGUUUCUUAUCUUUACGAUUCAAACACAAAUGGCAGAAGUAGGAUUUUAAAAAUCUGUUUAUCCCCUGAGCAUAAUGAUAUAAAGAUGCAUAAUUAAAAAACAAGGAAAUGGAGGUUUUCUUUUGUGGGUGUUUUUUGGAGGUGGGAUGGGAAUUGCAAUCCUUUUGAGUAAAUUGUAACCGUGGCCAAGUUGAGGAUGUGCUAUCCUGGCAGGUGGUGGUCUGAGGGCAAGGGCAGUCACUGCCAGAAAGUAGAACACCAUAAAAAUAAAGGAAGAAAAACAUCAGAGGAUGACAAACAUUAAAGCAUAUUGACUGUGGUUAGGAUACCUACUUAGCACAGUAGUUUUGAUGCAUUUCACUGAUAUUGCAUAUAUAUUUGGAACUUCAUCGUAUCAUAAAAAUAAGAGGGAAUUCAUGCAUAUAAUUCCCAGAUUUGUUUCACGGGCAGGUGGCAAAAUAAAUUAAGCCAAUUAAAUUCCAUGUGGGCUCAAACGUGCACUCACAUGCCAUCCUGUUACCCUCCACAUCUGCUGCUUAUGCCAUCAUCAAGAUUACAUGUUAACAGCACAUGAGACCCCAAUUCUCCAUGUUAAAAAACAGGAAGAAGAAUUUAAUUAGCAAUACUUCCUCGUAAGGCUGCACAAGUUCCAGGGAAAACUCUGCAAAUAAUCAGUUCUUAAUGGCAACAUGACAAGGGGGUGAUUUUGUUUUGUUUAUUGCUAUGUGAAAUGCUGAACUAGACCAAGCAUACUGAUGUACCUGUAUCUGUAUUUUUUUCAGUUAUUUUUACUUGCUUUUAUCAAAAGAUAAUGGGCAUCAGCCUGCUUCCAGUGAAGUCACUAGACCUGAUUUAAGUGGGAACAGGAUGGGGCUCUCUUCCAGAGCUGUGAAAAUUUCUGACUAUAGGUCUGAAUUAAUUGUGAGACAGUGAACACUGUCUUUUGGCAGAGUGCCUGUUCUGGAGCUCUAACUUUAAAUGAACAAGCUGUGUUCAUAAAACUGGAAAGGGAAAUCAUGAAUAAGGUUUUUUUAGUCUCAGACCACUUUCAAAGCAGAACCCUUUCUCUUUCAAUGCUGUUUUUCAGGGACUCAUGUAAGUUUAAUCCUCCAGUGUGGUGACAGUCUAACCAGGUUUUGCUUACUGACUUUUGAGUCAUAGAACAAUGACUUCUCUAAUUCCGCUUCCCACUCACCAAAUUAAAGUAUGGCUUAUUUUAUUGCUGCUGCAAGCACUUCUUUCUUUGUCUGGAAGCAUGGAAAUGAAGCAGGUUUUGCCCGUUUUAUGUCUCACCCUGUUAUUAAUCAGCCUGUAAGACCUGAACCAGCUAUUGUUUAGGGUAAACUGUGAACCAAAUGGAAUAUGAUUUGAUUUUAAAAGGCCAUGUUAACUGCAGAUCAAAUAUGGCCUUGAAAUUGCCAGCGGAGAGGCAGAGAGCUGAUGCAUUCAACUUCAGCAUGUCAUUUUUACAGUGUUCCUUUCCCAUCACACAAAUCCACUGAAGUGCUAGCUUAUUUUCUAUUUUAUUUCUCUCUCUGUCUCUGAACACUGUUUCCAACAGUUUCAGAUUCAGUCUGAGAUUUGCAAAGGAGGGGCUGCCUUAAGCAAAGGAGCUGCCUUGUUUCUUCCAUGUGCACCCCUGCUGAUACACCUCGGUUUCGGAGAUGUUCUUCUCCAGAAGAGUAAAGAUGACUAAAAACUUAAGAACAGAAAAUACAAACAGCACUUUGGGCUUAAAUACAACCCUGCUACAGCCCUGAUCCAAAGUCCACUGAAGUCAAAGGCUGUCCUAUUGAUUUCAGAUUGGGUCUGCAUUCUGGUGCUGCAGAGGGCACAAGCACACUCAUUCUUCUACAAGCACAGUGGGACAUUGUUACCUCUUCAUUCAGCUGGUACCAAUAUGUGCUAGCGAUGUUGCUGUCUUUCAAGGUUCUGUCAGUCCUUCUGCCACAAAAUGGCCACUGUUCCCAGAGAUGUGUAGCCUGGCCGUAAACAUUUCCUUCUAGCUGAAAAGUAGGAAGCAAAACGAAGCAAUUUUCAGUUGUGGCUUAGGGGCAGAAGGUAUUACAAAUACAUUUACUCACCUCUGAGUUCCAAGACUGAGAGGAGCUAGGUCCUAGCACUUGUGGUGCUGUAAGUAAAAAAAACAUUUAUGGUUUUAAAAUUCGAUUUUACAGGCUGUUUAACCACAAAACCAAUAGACAAGAUAUUAACAGCAACUGUUGUAUACGCACGGUUCCCAGCUUUACCCAAAGGCUUUGUCACUGUGCAUCCGUAGUGCACAAAUGGUUACUGCAGCUCCUCUGCAGUCGAGGUGCCCACCAGCCCAGCUCUGGCAGGCCCAUGUGGUGAAUUCCCAGGCAGGGCUGCAUAUGCACUGAUUCCUGAGAGCCGUUCUGUACUGAAAGCCAAAUUCUGCUCUCAUCUACCAAAGGGAGACAGUGAACAGGACUGUGUAUGAUUAGGACUGAUAACAUUAUUUGCCCUGGCGUGCCUGAGUUGUUCAUGUGUUCUGGGCUCUGAGUUACUAAUUGGAUUUCGAUGGUUCUAUCUACAGGAUUCUCUAAAUCAGAGGCAGCCUCUGACUCUAGAAGCAUGUCAGUAGAAGACCUUGUUCUAACAUUUUCUUUGUAAUAUCUUACAGUAACAAUCAGGAGGAAAUGAAACUAUCUUGAAAACUGUCUUGUUAACAGCUUCACUUCAACCCACAAAAGGAGUGCUGACCUCACCUUAGCACUGAGGCAGAGAUUUCUAGAUUCAAAUUCUGCACCCAGCAAAUGCCUCAGUUUCUUCACCAGUUCAUUUGGAAUAACAAAUUUACACACUGUAGAGGUACUCCAAGGUAUGAGAAGUAUAAGGCACUUUGAAACAGAUUAUAAGUACUAGAAAUUAAGAGAAUUACCCAAAAGCCAUUGCUCACCCUGGCUGCCAGGCUGGUCUGUUUGUGGCUGUAAGCCAUGCUUUAACUUACUGAAAGUGCUGUGUGCCAGAGCAUGGGCUGCAGAACAUACCUGGCACUAUCUUUUAGUGGGUUUAAGGGAACAUUUUUAACAUUAAAUGAAUGUAGUUUUUUGUGAUUUCUAUGUACUACAGUUUGAAGUGGUACAAUUUCUUUUCUAUGUAGUACUGUUGCUACGAUAACAUGGAAAAUGUAUGUGUAGUUUUAAAUUGAAUGGAGAAAAAUGACUUUAAGGCACUUCAGCAGAAGUAGUGGCCAGAUAGUACAUUCAUGUUAUAUAUCUGCCCUUUUCUUCCAAAAUGUUUUUCCUCUGAUUUCCAGAUACACUGAGACCUUCUUCACUACCUGAAGUGUUUGCUCAUGGGGCCUGUCAAUGCAUCAUGAUCCAGGUCAGGAUAAGUGAGUGCUGUGUAUAGUGAGGGCAGAUGUAGGACUGCAACUCUUGCUCCCCUUAACUGGAGUUGGUGAGGCUGUUCCCUUUGAAUCCAGAUUUUACCCAGGCAGAUGCUUGUCCAUCCCACAGUGUUUCUGCCGUGGCACCAGGGACACCUUAUGGAAAGCCUUUACAAAGGCUGAGGCUGUGUAAGGUAUUUCUAAGGGUUUAUACACUCAGCAAUAUUAAUGUGUCACGGUUUGACAUUGGCUUCAUCCUGGCUUAAACCAGGACAGUGAACAUUUUGGUCAGGCAGUUGCCUGGUACAAGGGUGAAGAGGAUGGCUUUUAGCCUCUGCCAUCGGACACUGUGCUUACCCUUGCACAUCUGCAAAUGAAGGUGAUGCUCCGAGCGGGAAUUCCCCACCAGACUCCAUUCCAGCUUUCCUGUUCCUCCAAACACAGUGCUGUGCUAAGAAGGAAGAGGAGGUCAUGCUUUUAGUUACCUGAUCAGUGUUAACUUCAACUGCGUGGUAGGUGGUGUUGCCAAAGAAAACUUUUUACUGCUGAUUUGUCUCAUCCCAGCUGGCUCUGUUGAAGGAGUCUGCCUGCUCCUCCAAAGCUUCUCAGGCAGUCAUAUGCCACCUUGUACCCUACCCAGGUCACAUAAUGCAGGACUGCCAGGUAGGGUUGCAGACCUAGGCUAUCAUGGCAUUCAAAGUCAUCAACAAAAAGAAUACUCAGCAAAAGCUCAGUGUGCAUUUCUGCCCAACAUUUUGGAAUAAAUGGGGAGCACUUCACAUUGAUGUUUUUGCACACCACAGCCCCUUACAAAAUUGGGACAGCAAUGGAAGCAGCAUAAGGAAGGUCCCAACGAGCUUUUGAAUCCUCUCUCCCAGGGCUGUCCUGUAGGAGCAGAAAGUGCUGUGCAGUUGCUGAGGGCACAAGCAAGAGAGCAGGACCAGCACAGCAGCAGUAGGGACACAAGUCAAUUAGGAAGCUUUCACUUUCAGCCCAUCAGAUCACUUCAAAUAAACCAAUGAACAGCCACAGAAGGGAGCGACUGACAUUACAGAGCCAGGUCUGACCUAGGUUUAUAUCCUGGGGAUGAAAGCUUCUCUAGCUUCUAACCAAUGUUUGGAGUUACUGAGAUCCCCUCCCAUCCCGUAGAAUUUUCCAGAUGUCACCAAAAUAGGCAGCAUGACAGAAAUUUGCAACACAGACUAUGCUAAAUACUGCAUUUCCAGGGCUAUAGCUUGGAAUGCAACUCACACUGCCUGCUGGAUUCAAAUUGCAGGGCUGGCUGUGUUACCUUUUUGUUCUUGUUUUCACUAACAUUAGCAGAUCACGUUCCAGUGGCAGAGGCAAAUGCAGCCGAGCUCUGAAGGCACGGGGCAGUUAGCAGCAGCUCAGGUAAAGCAGCGAGCAGCACACACACUCUGAGCUCUCCGUGACCCUGUACGUUGCCUCAUCUGCAGGAGUUCUGCCAAGGUGACUGCAGUCCUGAUACGCACGUGGGAAUUAAAGCCUGUAUUAUCUCAGCUGCAGGUGGCUUUCUUUGUAAUUUUGAGCCAUGCAAGCUGAAAAAAACCACAACCCAAUGUUUGCAAAUGUGUCUGUCUCUUCCCUCAAAGCCUCCUAGUUCCUCCUCCCCAAUUUCCCCCAGGUGUCAAUUCUGCAGACUGGAGUGGGAGAGUUGUACUAUAAUGAAUAAUUUUAUAUUCAAAAGGUUUACUGAGCAUGAUUUGUUUUGUACAUAUUGGAAUAUGAUUUAACUUAUUUUUAUUGCCCCUUUUGAGCUUUUUUUUCAUAAGAAAAAGACAAAAAUCCCCAGAGGUUCCUCUGUGUUUGCAUGUAGUCUUCCAGACACACAGCAGCCACAGGAUUUCUCACCAUCCUUACCAGUAUCUGAAUUUAUUUUUCAUUAGCAUUUUUGUCAGGCUUUGGUUAUAUUGUCUCCUCUUCCCUCUCUGGCAUGCAAUCUGCACAGGGAAGGGAAAGGGCAAUGCAGGCAGGACUUUUAUUUUUCUCCCUCCCCCCUUUCUUUUGUGCUUUAUCUACCAAGGAACUCAGUUCUUCUAGGAGUUGUGUAACUGAGGCUAAAAAAUUACAGCUGUGCCCCCACCUGCCUUCCAUCUUCCAUCAAACAGAUUGGGCUUCUCUGAAAGUGAUUGUGGCUGGUGUCAUUCCAUUGGGCUGAAUGUGUAUGGUUUGCACUUUUUUUUUUCCACUUUGGGAACUUAAAGACAACAAAAAAUAAAAGGCAACUGUUUAACUUGAGCCAAGAAACAAUGUUUUAUAUAUUUAUUUAUACCAUCUUACAAAAAAAAAUAGUUACAAAGAGUGUUAAAAGGUUUUUUCUUUUAUUCCACAAGAAAAAUUGGAUUUAAAAAAAUAAUAAUCAUCUAAUUGCUUUUGUCUAGGUAAGAAUGAAUGUUAGCAGAUGAAAUAAACCCUAAAACUGA
Molecule: messenger RNA, 7656 nt
Organism: Apus apus (common swift)
Lineage: Eukaryota; Metazoa; Chordata; Aves; Apodiformes; Apodidae
Gene: HS6ST1
Product: heparan sulfate 6-O-sulfotransferase 1
Exons: 2
Coding region: 339-1565 (408 amino acids)
Cellular component (GO): membrane
Molecular function (GO): heparan sulfate 6-sulfotransferase activity
Source: RefSeq, a predicted model, not a curated record